AUGAAGCUUGGAAUAUAUGAAGUAGGAUUUCUACAAACAGACCUUAAAAUAAAUUUUAAACAAUUGUAACCAUUUUAGUAAUGGCAAUUUUUGGGAUAAAAUUAUUUAUCUACAAUGUUGAUUGCUAUGCUUGAUUUUUUUAUUGCAAAUAAAAAAACCAAAGCUAUUGAGUAAUUAGCAUAACCUAGAUCAAGUUAUCAAAAUCAAGAUUCAAUUUAGAUUGCUAGAUUUAUUUAUUGCCUGUUUACAAACUAAAUUAAUACAAAAGAAUUUUUCAUUUAAUUAAAAAAUAUAGACAACAAUAAUACGAAAUGUGGAAAAUUAUUAGAGGAAUUUUGCGAUAUUUAAGGAAUAAAUAAAUCAAAAUAAGAUGUAAAUAUAAUGAUGUAAAAUAUUUCAAACUUCUUUUAACUUUAAAUUAAUUUAAUUGGACAGCGCUAAAUUGGUUAAUCUAAUAAAUCAUAAAUAUUCAUUUAUUAAGGAUCAAAUGGGUUUUAUUUAAUUAAAUAAACAAACCCUAUAAUUUAGUAUAUAAAUUCACCCCAAUAACAAUGUUAAAGAUGUUUGAUAAAGUUUGAUGACUAUUUUAUAAAUUCUAAUUGCCUUCAUAUAAUUUGUUAUAAAUGUUUAAGUGAAAAAGCUAAAAAGAGUAAUUAAAAUGAAUACAUUUAGUGCAUCAAUAAUUGUAAGGAGAAAAUUGAAAUAAAAAAUUUUUAAUAAUAUAUCAAAUAAGAUUAAACUAAAUAAAGUUUGGAACAAUCACAAAAAUUAUCAAAGUCUUAAUAAUUUGGUAUAGAUAAUACUUAAGCUUAACCUGUUAAUUAUUAGAAUUAAAAUUAAGUAAAAAAUAAUAAUCUUGUUAAUUCAUAAUCAUUAAUAUGUAAUUAUUGUUAUAAAACCUAAAACAAACCAUUAUAUAUUAAUAAAUCUUGUAACCAUAGAUUUUGCAUAGAUUGCUUUUAUUAAACCAUUACUUGUAAAGUAUAAAUAUGUGCAGUCAAAAGUUGUUAGAAAAUAAUUGAUGAUUCUCUCAUCUAAUAAAGAAUUUAAUUAUAAAAUGACAUUUAAAAAAAUUAAAAACCUAUCUAAACUUCGAAUUAGCAAAUGGCAAAAUGUAGUAAAUGUAAGAAUGGAUAUAGUCAAAAGUAAUUAUAUAAAGACAAUGGAUGUUAGCAUUUAGUUUGUUUUUAAUGCAUACAAUAAUAGAUUUAAAAGUAAAUGUAGAAUGACUAAAAAUUAUAUUUAGUGAGAUGUCCUUGUUGCCAUAAUUUAUUUGGUUAUGAUUUUGAAAAAUAUUAUGAUCAAUAACAAUUAUAAUUAGUAUAAGAGAACAUAAAAUAUGAUGAAUUAUUUUAGAAGGAAUAAGAAGAAAGAUAACUAUUGGAAAAAAUAUAAUUUUAAGUUUUUGAUUAAGAAAUAUAAGAAAAAUAGGAAUAAUAAGAAAAAUAAGAAUAAAUGUAGAACUUUGAUAAAGCUACAAGUUAAAAAGUUGAAAGAUAUCCUUCGAGAUUUAUUGUUUCUUAAUAAUAGUAAUAAUUAUAAUAAAAUAAUGAAUAAUAAAAUAAUUCUUCAUCAGUAAAAAAUCUUUUAUAAUCAGCAACGGAUAAAAAGAUUCAAGAAGAGAAUAAACAAAAAUUUGAAGUAGGAGAAUGCACAAUGUGUUAAACAAACUUUUCGCAAUAUAAUAUUAGAUAAUAAAUUGAUUGCGAAUAACAUAAAAUUGGAGUCUGUUGUUCUAUAAAAUUUAAAAAAUGUCCUUAAUGUGAACAAAAAAGGGUAAAUUCUUCGAUGAUCAGAGUAAAACGUACUAUUUUAAAUCAUAAUUAGCAAGACUGAUUUUACAAACCUUCAUCUAGAAAGUCGAAUUGUUUAAUCAGUCGAAUUUAUAUAAUACCUCAUCGAUACAAUAUAAUUAUGGAAUUGCAGAUGAUUACUCUAGAAUUAAUUCUAGAGCUAAUGUUGGCUAAUCUCAAAUUAAAUAAUAAUUAAGAAAUAGUACUAUGGAUAAUAAUAUUAUCAGAAGUUAGGCUGUCCCAUAAAGUAAAAUGAUGAAUAAUAAUUAAGGAGUAAGAUAUAAAUAUUGA
Molecule: messenger RNA, 2084 nt
Organism: Paramecium sonneborni
Lineage: Eukaryota; Ciliophora; Oligohymenophorea; Peniculida; Parameciidae
Source: the annotation of a GenBank genome assembly